AUGACUGCUUUUAAUCCCCUUACUGCCGUUCUUACCCAAAAUAAACUUGAGGGUCCAAAUUAUGUUGAUUGGAAACGAAAUUUGGAUAUUGUUCUAAUUGCUGAAGAGUACAAAUUUGUGCUCGAUGAGGUGUGUCCAGAAAAACCUGGAGAUGAUGCCACAGAUGAUGAACAGAAGGCUUACCAGAAAUGGAUUAAGGCUGAUGAGAUGGCGCAGUGUUACAUUUUGGCAUCCAUGUCGAAUGUUCUGCAAAAUCAGCAUCAGUCGAUGGAGUCUGCUUAUGACAUUCUGGAAAAUCUCAAAGAAAUGUUCGGAGAUCAGAAUCGUGCGGCUAAGCAGACUGCCAUGAAAGCCCUUCUGAAUACCAAAAUGGUUGAAGGUUCAUCGGUCAGGGACCAUGUUCUGAAGAUGAUGAGUCUUCUGAAUGAACUGGAGGUCCUUGGAGCUAACAUUGAUAAGGACACGCAGGUUGAAAUGAUCCUGCAGACUUUGCCUGACAGUUUUCAGCAAUUUCGCNUA
This is a messenger RNA of Nicotiana tabacum (common tobacco), 519 nucleotides long. The record is from RefSeq and is a predicted model, not a curated record. Lineage: Eukaryota; Viridiplantae; Streptophyta; Magnoliopsida; Solanales; Solanaceae.